UAAUAAAAGUAUGAACACAUGUAGAGUCCGGGUAAAAACAUAUCAGCUCCGCAUGCGGAGUCGCCACAACAGGAAAGAAAGGAAAACACUUAAGUGUUGUCAUGGCAGCCGGCAAUAAAUCAUCACUCGCAAGUGACUCAUUCAGAACCACGCCUUAUCUUCAAUGGAUUGUCGAGACGUUCAAUUUUGAGCGCUCCUUCUAACAUGAAGCCCAUUGCUGACGGCAUGUCCCACGUGAUACCCAAUCACGUUCUGAGGGUGGGUCAAACGAUACGUCUGAACCCGGAGCAGGAGACCAUCACUCAGUGUUCCGGCCCGGGCAAGCCCGGCAGUCACCGCAACGACUUGGGCCUGGACAUAUCCCUGGACAAUCUCAACCAGCUCAUGCGGGAACUGGAUCCGGAUUUCGACCCGAUCCAGGUCAACAAAAACCACACCUGCGUCAGACCAACUUCAGAUGGAUGCCGUUCCCCAGUGUCCCCCGCUAUCACCAUCCCCAGACCACCGAGUCUCAGCUUUAGUCCUCCAGGCGCAGUGGUCUUUUCUGGAUCCCUUUCCUCUUCACAGUCUCUGCUGCCAUGUGGGAGUUCACUGCGACAGAAUUCCUCGAUGCGGCAAGACUUGUCCUGCUCCCAAGGAUCCUUACGGCUAUCCUACCCCAAUAGAAACAGUGUCGCCUCCCUACUCUCCACAUCAACAUGCUCAGAUACCAGCUACAUCCUUGGCAGCACAUUGUCUUUGACCAGUGAAGAAGCCGACUGUCAAGAGUCUAUCGUCUACAGUGACGGAUGCAGGACAAGGACCUAUGACACCCAUAACUAUUGUCCUGGGCAGGAAACGCCCAGCAACUAUUCGCUUAGCAGUCCUGAACUGUCGGGCUCUUUUACUGAUAUCCCCAUGUUGCUGAUCAAUGGCGUACCACACCUUGACACGUUGGUCAACACAUCUCCCGUAUCGGAAAACGGCUCAGCACAGAAGCCAUUCACUCCUCACGGUCCCCAAGUCUAUGGCAGUCAGCCAACAAUGACAUUUGUCAUGGACUCUUCAAAAUUUUGGUUCCGACCCAAUAUCAGCAGAGCAGAUGCUGAGGCCCUGGUCCGGGACAAAGAACCGGGAACGUUUGUGGUGAGAGACAGCACUACCUACAGAGGAAGUUUUGGUCUGGCCAUGAAGGCAGAUCCAACGACAACCAUAACUUCUGCCACUGUUGAUGCAGGCAGAGAAAUCAGCUCUAAGUUUAUCAAGCACUUCCUGAUCGAAUCGUCACCAAAGGGUGUUCGCCUGAAAGGGUCCUCUCAGGAGCCAUACUUUGGAAGCCUGUCUGCCCUGGUGUACCAGCACACUAUUUCACCUCUCGCUUUACCCUGCAAACUACUGCUCCACACCCACGGAUUAGAUGGAGAAGCUGAAAAAAACACAGACAUCUUGGCCGCAGGCAACAAGAACGGAACAGCCUCCAACUUUAUCUACCUGAAUGCUGUCCCCACUGAGACGUUGACAGGACCGUGUGCUGUUGAGAGGGCCGUGUCCUCCACCCUCCAACUCCUUUCAGGGUCCUUUGAACCCACCAUCGUCAACCUCAAAGUGUCCUCGAAGGGUAUCACGCUGACGGACAUCAACAGGAAGCAUUUUUUCAGGCGUCAUUACCCUGCUCACCUGCUCAGCUACGGUGGAGAUGACCCAGAAGAUCGAAGGUGGCGGAAAGGUUCAAGUUUUGGUGCAAGAAUGUUCGGCUUCGUGGCAAAAGGCGUGGAAGCCGGCGCGGAGAACGUGUGCCACGUCUUGGCGGAGUACGACCCCCUGCAGCCCUGCAGUGCGGCCAUCAACGUCAUCAAGGCUGUCAUAACCAAGUCUUAGGUCACUGUUAAUGCCAAAAUCGGGUACUUUUUCUGACGGACCCUGUCUCUUAUUUGCUCAGGUAACUGAGGAUUUAAGGCAAAAGCGAUAUUUUUUAUAUGGAUCUACGCUGGUUUGCACUAAGCGGAAUGGCUUCGCCCUGCCAUUGCCGCGGCAACCCUACUGGUUGCGUCAUUGCUGGGUUGGGGUUCGCGUGACCGAGGAGCUUGUGAAGCGUGUUCAGGCGCGUCGUCACUUCAACAAGUUCUGUUUUUUGUUUGGCACCGAUGCUCAUUGGCGCCCUGGGGCAGAACAAAAGCUUUCUUCCAGUGAUGGCGAUCACGUGACCAUAAGCAAAUUCUGUUCUAAUGAUGCAGACUCAAAACUGUAAUUAAUAGUAUUAUUAUAUGAAACACAAGAGGAACGCUCCUCCACAGAACAUCAAAUGCCAAAAACCCCCACACACAAACCCCCAAAAACCACUGCAUGAGAGAAAUGCUGCAAGUCCAUGGAACAAAACAGGAUCCAGGGGUGCCAAACCUGGGGGAUAUUUUUCUUGAACAUACCCGUUGUCAGAAUAUUUGUAAAUACGUUGUUAUCACACAACUUCUUUGCUUGCGGUUCAGGUUGCCCUGCGGCCUGUGGUUACUUAUCAAGCAAAAGGCAGACAGCUUGUAAAUCUCCACUGUGUGCUUCGGAAUGCGCCGUAGAGGUGUCGUUUUCUCAGAUCUGGACAGCCACGGGAAGGGACCCGAAAUCUACAAUCAGAGAGGGGGUAAACUUGAUGCCGCUCCAAGCACCUUUUGUUUGAACUGUUUAUGACCCAGUGCAGCUUACCAGUGUUACAAUGUCCUGUAAUGUAAAUUCUACCGUAAACCCUGUUGUAGUUUGUUUUAUUGUUGGGCGGAUUUGUGAACGGCAAACACAGAAAUGAUCCAUCAGGUAAAAAAACAGAACGUCACAUGCCAUAAAAACACACACCAACCCCCAAAAACCACUGCAUGAGAGAAAUGCUGCAAGUCCACGGAACAAAACAGGAGCCAGGGGUGCCAAACCUGAGGGAUAUUUUUUCCCCUAGAUUUUCUCUUCUGAGGAAUGCAGAAUUUUUAUUCCUGCUGUUGAAGCCCUUGCCUUCAAAGGAAAGAGCAACAAUUCCAUGUUUAAAUACCAGUUUCACGCAUUAAUAACGCGGAGAGUUAUGAUCUCGUUUUGAUCGUCAAAAAUGUAAUUUGUGAUAUUUCUGUGUGAAAAAAAUACUUCUGAUAUUCUGUACAUUACGAGUUAAUCAUAUUUGUUGUGGUGCAUGACAAUGUCUCAAUAUGUGUGGUAUUGAGCCUUAUAAAUAUUCUGUAUUUGAAGACUGUCAAUCCGAGAAUGUUAUUAAAAAAAAAUCUGCCACAAAA
This is a messenger RNA of Nerophis ophidion (straightnose pipefish), 3239 nucleotides long. RefSeq names its product tensin-4-like. The coding region runs from base 205 to 1857 and encodes 550 amino acids. NCBI's taxonomy places the organism in Eukaryota, Metazoa, Chordata, Actinopteri, Syngnathiformes, Syngnathidae. Gene Ontology annotation, molecular function: protein binding. The record is from RefSeq and is a predicted model, not a curated record. The transcript has 14 exons.